AUGGGCCGUCCCAAUCCUCCGCCUUUUCGCCUCGACUGCAUGGGCGACUUUGGCGACGACGACCAGCGCCCGGCCAAGCGCAUCAGGCUUGAUCAAGCCGGCGCUGGCCAGGGUGGCGCCCCUCCUGAAGGCCACGAAGAUGGUUUUCCCGAGGGUUGGGGUGCAUCGCAAUCCCUCCACUCAGAAUGGAUGUUUCCUGUCGCUACUGGCCCUUUGCCAAUGUCUAUCUCCGGGUCGGGAGUGGGAGUAGAGCCCAACUCCAAUGCCUCCAUGCCCAUGAACUCGUCCAUGACUGCACCCAUGAUCUCUCCUGUGGAUAACUCCAUGGCCCAGGUUCCUUGGGACAUGCAAUUCCAUUUCACGCCAAAUCCAACUGGCAUUUCCGCCACAUUUCCUGCGCCCCGGCAGCAAGCCUUGUUUGCUUUCGAGGACGGGCAACAGCUACUGCAACCUCCGCCGCCACAUCCCUCGAAAGCUAUUCGCAUUUUACACACGCAAUUGGUGUCCCGGGCGAAUCCUGGUGUUUUAGCAGCUAUACAGUCCCUCGCUGGUAUAUAUGUUUAUGACUAUCUGCCAGGCGACAUUCUACGGCGUCGAGUCAACGAAAGAUUUGCCAUCGCCGAAGCCCGGCUCAGCGAGCUGCUCCAGGAUACACGCAGUCUGGAUGACAACGAGUCAAGUGAGCUGGUCACGUUGGCGUCAUUGCUCUCCAUGCAAGAUGUGGUUCUCACGGAACGAAGGCUCCAAAAACCCUACCACCCUCGCUGGUUAACAGGAUUUAGACAGGCAGAGCAUGUGUUGCAGCACACAGAUCCAGGCUCUCGCUUUUACAAGGAGCAGAAUGUCCAAGUCUCCUCCUUACGCCUAUCACAAUCAGUCAUCGUUGGUCGAGCUGUCAUUUUGGCACAGCCAAUGAUGCCCCUCCCGCCUCUCGCCACUUUCAAUCCCGUUGCCGAAACAUCUAGAUUCGGAUUCCUCUUAUAUGGAUCUGAAGCGGACAUGUACGAAAUCCACGGUGGAUGCGGUUUCUCGAAACGCCUGCUGCAUAUCUUUAGCCAGGUAGCCUACUGCUCCACUCGCAUGCUACAAGACGCCGAAACACCUAUUGUGCCUGUAACUGCCCAGAUGCUCUACGGCCAGCUUAUGCAAUUGCAUCAAUGGAGUGGAGAAUACGAUAGCUGGGAGGCUGCUAAAAGUAGACCCCAACCGAUUGAAUGGAUUCGUCAGACGGACGAGAACUACAUUGUUCAAGAAGCGAAAGAGAUGACUGAGGUGACAGCAGAAGCGUGGAGACUAGCUGGAAUGGUCUAUUUACAGUGUCGACUAUUCAGACUCCCACGGAACCACUAUAUGGUGAUUGACAACAUAGCCGACUUGGCUAAGUGCAUUUCUAUUAUGCCAACGUCAGGCCCUGUAUUCACAGCCCAGGCCCCGUUGCUACCGGUCUUCUUCCUCGGGCUGUUAGCUACUGUGGAAGAACAUGUACAAGUCGCGGAGAUUUGGUUUCAGCAGGUUAUUAAAACUCCUGUCCGCAGUAGCGUGCCGCCACUUUAUCAAACUCUGGAACGUAUUCAGAGCUGGUUGGACCACGAAGUCCCAGUGCCUGCGAUAAACAUGGAACUGCCCCACGCCAUUGCCGAGAGGCAACCCUGGUGGGAGCACAUGGUGUCUAAGGUUCAAGAAAAGGAGAAUGAAGUCCUCUGCCUGACAUGA
Akanthomyces muscarius is the source of this 1713-nucleotide messenger RNA. RefSeq lists its product as uncharacterized. The record is from RefSeq and is a predicted model, not a curated record. The coding region runs from base 1 to 1713 and encodes 570 amino acids. Lineage: Eukaryota; Fungi; Ascomycota; Sordariomycetes; Hypocreales; Cordycipitaceae. The transcript has 7 exons.